This is a messenger RNA of Daphnia pulicaria, 3772 nucleotides long. Its product is annotated as semaphorin-1A-like. The record is from RefSeq and is a predicted model, not a curated record. Gene Ontology annotation, molecular function: chemorepellent activity; semaphorin receptor binding. Lineage: Eukaryota; Metazoa; Arthropoda; Branchiopoda; Diplostraca; Daphniidae. The coding region runs from base 550 to 3078 and encodes 842 amino acids. Gene Ontology annotation, biological process: negative chemotaxis; semaphorin-plexin signaling pathway; axon guidance. The transcript has 18 exons.
CUUGGGAUCAGUUGGGUUUAACCAUUUGUACUAACAGGUUCGUGCUGCUCGUCGCUCCGUUGAGUUUCCGAAAAAAUACAAAAAGACUUUUGAUUUUUUUUUGGAAAUAUUCACGCCGUGUGUAUUUUGCUCGUAUUAGCCAAUACUCUGGGCAGUGUGAUUCACAUCGUACAACUCUCUUUUAUUAUUCACUGGAUUAUAAUUAUUCAUCGGACGUCGCCCGACUUUGAGAAGGAAAUUGCAGGGUCUUCUCUCUGCUGCGAGCCAAGUGGGUCGACGCCGACAGGAGCCAACUGGAGACUCGGACCGAACCGGUUAAGGGACCCAAGGACAUUUCCAUCGGCCAGCUCGUUUGUUUUCUUCGUUUCAUGUGAUUCAAUUUCGUGGAUCGGCUUCCACUUUGGUCAAUCGCGACAAUGGUGCAGUGAAACAACUACCGAAAAAAUCGACGUCACUUGUUACGUUUGACAUUGAAUUGGCCGUUCGCGAGAAAGAAACCAGGAUCGAUCCUUCCUUUUUUUAAAACCCCCAAAAACAUUUCGACACACAAUGGCCCCACCCCAUCAUAUGGAAAGAAGAUGCACCAGGAGCCAGCAGCAGCGCCAGCCAUCGUCAACGAGGUCCUGCCAUAGGCGGUCGAUGAGCUUCUUGCCUCUCUGUUACCUGAUUGUGGCCGUGAGCUGUUGUUGGACGACGCCGGUUGGAGCCGGUUGGCAGGACGACAUCCAUCCCAGGAGAUCCAUCACCUUGGCUCCGGAACAAGUUCAACGCUUCCACGGAAACCACUCUCAUCCGGAUCAUUUCAAGUUACUGGAAACAAAUGGCGAUUCCAUCCUAGUCGGCGCCAGGAAUAUUAUCUACAAUUUGAGCCUCAACGAAAUGACGGAAAAUCGAGCUCAGAGGGUUGAAUGGUAUCCGGCGUCGACUCAUCGGGAAAUGUGUCUCGUCAAAGGCAAAUCAGAGGAUGAUUGUCAAAAUUACAUCCGAGUGCUUGCCCGAAUCAACGACGAAGAGAUGCUCGUGUGCGGAACGAAUGCCUACAAUCCGCUUUGCCGUAGAUACGGCCGCAACGGGAGCGGAGUGGAAGUUCUCAGAGAGUUCUCCGGAAAAGGUCUGAGCCCUUAUGAUCCUAAUCACAACAGUACGGCUGUGUUUUCCGAUGGAGAAUUGUACGCCGGCACUGUCUCCGAUUUCUCCGGCUUGGAUCCGCUUAUUUACAAAGACCCCCUGCGAACGGAGCAGUACGAUUUCAAACAUUUAAACGCUCCCAAUUUUGUCAGUUCGGUGGCUGAUGGAGAUUACGUUUAUUUCUUUAUACGCGAAACAGCCGUCGAGUAUAUCAAUUGCGGCAAGACGGUGUAUUCACGGGUGGCCCGCGUUUGCAAGAACGACAAGGGUGGUCCGCACCGCUGGUCCAAUCGUUGGACUUCGUUCCUGAAAUCCCGACUCAACUGCUCCUUGCCCGGCGAUUUCCCGUUCUACUUUGACGAAAUACAAUCGACCAGCGACGUGGUGGAAGGAACUUAUGGGCACAGGACGGAGCGUUUGAUCUACGGCGUCUUCACCACGCCGGAGAACUCCAUUUACGGGUCGGCCAUCUGCGCCUUUCGCCUCCAAGACGUGAUGGAUUCGUUCGACGGAGCUUUCAAGGAACAAAAUUCAAUGAAUGCUAAUUGGCUGCCCGUGAGUGGCAAUGACGUUCCCGAGCCCAGGCCGGGCCAGUGCGUCAACGACUCGCGCACCCUCCCCGAAGUGACGCUCAACUUCAUCAAGUCUCACUCGCUGAUGGAUGAAUCUGUGCCAGCCUUUUACGGACUACCUCUCGUCACUCACACUUCACUCAAGUAUAAAUUCACUAAACUGGUUGUCGAUCCGCAAGUGCGGACGGCGGAUGGGAAAACCUACGACAUACUCAUCAUCGGAACCGACAAAGGCAAAGUGAUUCGCGCCAUUAAUACCGAGUCGUACGAUUCCGUCAGCAAAGUCCGACCGGUCGUCAUCGAAGAAAUCAAAGUCUUUGAAACGGAGGCGGCCAUCACCAACUUGCGGGUCGUUCCGCAGACGGACACGAUGGGACCUCGUCUCAUUGUCGUUUCCAACGACGAAAUUCAGACGAUUCCUCUUCACCGCUGCUAUUCCGACAGCAUCCUCACUUGCAGUGAAUGCGUGGCUCUGCAAGACCCCUACUGUGCAUGGAACGCCGCCACGUCCCGUUGCGUCACCGUGGCAUCGGUCGCCCUUACCGCCCAAUCCUCGCUCAUUCAAAGCAUUUUUACGGGCUACUCCGAUCAAUGUCCGGAUAAUGCUAUCGUCAAAGCGAAAAACAGAACGCCGGUAUCUCCCCUCACCGAAACAGUUGUUCCCGAGGAGCCGCUGUGCGCCCCGUGUCAAUGUCCCUGCGCCUCGGCGGCGGCGGCGGAGGCGGUGGCGACAGAAAGUUUGAUCCCCAGCACGACUGCCACCCCCGUCGACACCACUACCACUGGUAGCAGUACCGCUAGUACCACCACCUCUUCCACCACCGUUUCUUUUAGUAGCACAACCAGUUGGUCAAGUCCCCGUCGUAUGCAGCAGGGGUUAGACGUGGAAUUAGAAACGAACGUGAUAGUGGAGGAAGGCGAGCGUAAGAGGCCCUACGUUGAACCUGGCCACGACGCCUUUGACGAUAAUAAUGUCAUCAACGCUGCAGGUCCUAAAGUUGGCGCUUCUCAAUCGUCGUUUGGCAUCUACACGGCGGAAACGUUCACCAUCGCCGUGGUGGUGUCGUGCUUUGCUUCCCUGAUUGUGGGCUUCCUUAGCGGAUUGAUGUUCUCCCGUCGCUGCAAAAUGGGUGACUCUUUCGCGUCCUCUUCGGGUGGCUUUAGUGGAGCACCCUACCUGGAACAGAGGAGGUUAAGCCGGCUCAACGAAACCAACGGAUCGUGCAAUGAGCCCAGCAAAAUGAACAACUUUGUCGACAGUCUCAACAGUGCCGUUCUGAAAAUGGCCAAUGAGAAGAACAACGCCAACGCCAACAACACGACGAGCACGCUCGAUUUGAAACCGGCAGUCCAAAAAGUCAAAAAGACUUAUGUUUGAUUCAUUCUUCAAAAGCUUGGCCGAACGAUUUUUUUUUGCCCACUUGAAAACCAAUAGAUCAUCCAUAAGAUAAUGGAAACAAGUUUUCUAUUUGGAUUGUUAAAUCAAGAGGGGAAAAAAAUGGUCUUCAUAAUUUAAUCUGAAUGAGUAAUUUUUUUUAAAGAUAAGUUCGAAAACAUACACAUUGUUGCCAAAGUUUGUAUACACCCGGCAGCGGCGGAGAUAAUCAACAUGUUGUACAGUCUCGAUUGUUGAAAAUUAUUUUUUUUUCCCUUCCAAAAAUGAAUUUCACAUAGUGUGUAUAUACCAGAUUAUGCCUAUUCUCAUCAUCUCGUAAAUUCCAUGUUUCUGUUUGAUGUGUUUUGAUUUGCUCAUAUUGCCACUCUCAUUAAGUGCCUGCAUGUAAUUGUAUGUAGAAUCUGGCUAUCGUAUCGCGCAUUCUUGUCGUGCUCUAUUCAAUACUCUUCCGGUCAAGAGUGGCAGCGCUUCAUCCCACCCGUUCUCCACAACCACCGCAACAUCACAUUUUGCUGUAUUUAAACGACAAUUGCCCUGUCCCAUCAGAGUAACUUCACCUUCAUUGACAUCCAAUUAAAAUUCGUUUGUAUUAAUUCAUUAUAUACAGUGUUAUUGCACAUGUUGACGCCCAACCGUCAAACCGUGACAGAAAUAAAUAAAAUUUAAAUGUCUUUUA